GGGAGGGGGCCCGGCGGACGGUCCCGCUGCGGCCGCGGCUCCCGAGCCUGCCCGUCGGGACUCCGGUGACGAGGGGCGGAGGAGGCAGCGGCCGAAGCCGGAGCGGGGGGCGCUCGCCGCUGCCCCGGGGCCGGGACAUGUCGUCGGCGGCGGUGGCGGCUGCUUCCCGCAGGCAGUCGUGCUACCUGUGCGAUCUGCCCCGCAUGCCCUGGGCCAUGAUCUGGGACUUCACCGAGCCCGUCUGCCGGGGCUGCGUCAACUACGAGGGCGCCGACCGCGUGGAGUUCGUCAUCGACACGGCGCGGCAGCUGAAGCGGGCGCACGGCUGCUUCCCCGAGGGCCGGGCUCCGCCACCGCCCCACGCCAAGCAGCCUCCGCUCUCCGCCAAGGAGCUCCUGGCGCAGCAGCAGCAGCUCGGCCACCCCUCGGCGGCGGAGGCGGCGACGCGGCCCCCGCCGCAGCCCCUGGAGCGCUACUCGCUGGCGGCCGAGCGGCCGCCGCCCCGCCUGGGCGCCGAGUACGGCGGCGGCCGGCAGGUCAACGGGAUCCUGGUGCCCAACGGCUUCCCCAAGCCGGAGGAGCCGCCCGAGCUCAACCGGCAGAGCCCGAACCCGCGGCGGACGCACGCCGUGCCGCCCACCCUAGUGCCGCUGGUGAACGGCGCCGGGCUCCCCGCCGCCAUCGGCGGUCUGGGCAGCCGCGCCGCCGCCGCGGCCGCCGCCUCGCUCGCCGCCAUCUCCGCCGCGCCCGCCCCCAUGGCCGUGCCCGUGCCCCAGCAGCCGGCGGCGGCGGCGCAGGCGGCGGCGCAGGCGGCGGGGCAGCCCGGCGAGCUGGGGCACAAGCGCCCCGGCUCCGUCUCCUCCUCCUCCUCCUCGGGUGGCGGCGGCGGCGCGGCGGGGGAGCACGACAGUGGCGCCAAGGAGAAGCGCGGCUCCGCCGAGAGCCUGCCGGCGGCGGCGGCGGCGGAGCUGGCCGCGGAGGGCAAGGGUCGGCCGGGCGCCGAGCAGGAGUGGCUGGCCAAGCCCAAGACGGUGCGGGACACGCUGCUGGCCCUGCACCAACACGGGAGCCACACCGUGGCCCCCUUCGACAGCAAAUUCAAGAAAGAGCCGGGCAUGGCGGGCGGCAGGCUGCUGGGCUACGAGACCAACGGCUCCGUGGCCAAGCCAGGGGCCCGGGCCGCCCGGAAGAGGAAGCCUUCCCCCGAGCCCGAGGGCGAGGCUGGACCCCCGAAGAUCAACGGGGAGGUGCAGCCCUGGCUGCCCACCCCGUCGGAAGGGAUGAAGCUGCCGCUGACGGCCACCCCCUUCAUGUCGCCCCCGCCGCCCACCGCCUCGCCCCACUCCAACCGGACCACGCCGCCCGAGGCGGCACAGAACGGCCAGUCCCCCAUGGCCGCCCUCAUUCUGGUGGCGGACAAUGCCGGGGGCAACCACGCCUCCAAAGACGCCAACCAGGUCCACUCCACCACGCGGAGGAACAGCAGCAGCCCCCCCUCGCCCUCCGCCAUGAACCAAAGAAGGCUGGGCCCCGGCAGGGAGGUGCCGGGCCAGGGGGCCAACGCGGCGGCGGCGGGCGGGCUGGAGCCCGUGCACCCCGCCAGCCUGCCGGACUCGUCCCUCGCCGCCAGCGUCCCGUUGUGUUGUACCCUCUGCCACGAGCGCCUGGAAGACACCCACUUCGUGCAGUGCCCCUCCGUCCCCUCCCACAAGUUCUGCUUCCCCUGCUCCCGGCAGAGCAUCAAGCAGCAGGGAGCCAGCGGGGAGGUGUAUUGCCCCAGCGGGGAGAAGUGUCCCCUGGUCGGCUCCAACGUCCCCUGGGCCUUCAUGCAAGGGGAGAUCGCCACCAUCCUGGCCGGAGAUGUGAAAGUGAAAAAGGAGAGGGACUCGUGACUCGCCUGCGCUCGCUGCCCGACAUCACCUUGAACUCGAACUGCUCGAAUUCUGUAUAUAUCUAUAAAUAUAUAUAUAUAAAUAUAUAUAUAUCUCCAAGACAAGGGAAAUGUAGACUUCAUAAACAUGGCUGUAUAAUUUUGAUUUUUUUGAAUACAUUGUGUUUCUAUAUUUUUUGAAGACAAAAGGUAUGUACUUAUUAUAAAGGCAUUUCUUCUAA
Molecule: messenger RNA, 2112 nt
Organism: Haemorhous mexicanus (house finch)
Lineage: Eukaryota; Metazoa; Chordata; Aves; Passeriformes; Fringillidae
Gene: IRF2BP2
Product: interferon regulatory factor 2 binding protein 2
Exons: 2
Coding region: 138-1892 (584 amino acids)
Biological process (GO): regulation of transcription by RNA polymerase II
Cellular component (GO): nucleus
Molecular function (GO): transcription corepressor activity
Source: RefSeq, a predicted model, not a curated record